Messenger RNA from Trichoderma citrinoviride, 594 nucleotides. Its product is annotated as DUF1783-domain-containing protein. The transcript is spliced from 2 exons. Gene Ontology annotation, cellular component: mitochondrial inner membrane. Gene Ontology annotation, biological process: mitochondrial respiratory chain complex IV assembly. NCBI's taxonomy places the organism in Eukaryota, Fungi, Ascomycota, Sordariomycetes, Hypocreales, Hypocreaceae. The coding region runs from base 1 to 594 and encodes 197 amino acids. The record is from RefSeq and is a predicted model, not a curated record.
AUGCAGAGGCGAUGGAUGACGCCGGCGCCGAAACCAGGCGAUGGGCCGUUGAUGUCGAGACGAGCCGAUCGCGAGCUUCCCGACGUAGGCCAAGUCUCCCACGGCUGGCGCCGCACCCUCCCCAUCUUCCUCGUCGUCGUCGCCGCCUGCUCCGUCACAAUCUUCAACUACCAAAAGUCGUCGUCCCCCAUCAUCUCCUCCACGCUCUACGCGCUGCGCACGAACCCCGUCGCCAACGAGCUGCUCGGCGGCGAGAUCUACUUCAAGCACCAGAUCCCCUGGAUCCGCGGCGAGAUGAACCAGGUCAAGGGCCGCAUCGACGUGAGCUUCGCCGUGCGCGGGAACAAGUCCUCGGGCGUGAUGCGCUUCGCGAGCCACCGGCCGUCGCCCAAGGCCUUCUUCGAGACGACGGUCUGGAGCCUGACGAUGGAGGACGGGACGGUGGUGGACCUGCUGGACGGGGGGGAUCCGUUUAGGGGCUUGCUUGGGGGGGAUGACGGCGGUGCGGAGGAGGAUGAUGUGCUGGUGUUGGGGGAUAUGGCUGGGGAUGGCCAGACGAAGGGAUUCAGGCAGCAGGGUGCGCUCAACAGGUGA